AACCAGCCUGUGUAUGUAGUUUCAUUUGGAGCUGCUUCAGUGAUAAGCAGGAUAUCAUUUUUUUAAAGGACUGUUUUGCAACAUAACAAGCUUUUCAACCAUGUUUUACGAAGGCCUGAAAGACAAGGUUGUUCUCAUUACUGGAUCUAGUUCUGGAAUUGGUGCAGGAACAGCUGAGCUCUUUGCCAAACAUGGAUCUAAACUUGUCCUCACAGGAAGGAAUACAACCAAUCUUGAAGAAGUUGCAAAGAAAUGCAUUGCUCUUGGCGUCAACAAAAGUGAUAUUUUGACCAUCACAGCUGAUUUGGCUAAGGAAGAGGACACUGUUGGACUGGUGGAGAAAACUUUGGCCAGAUUUUCAAGGCUUGACAUCCUGAUUGCAAAUGCUGGGAUUUGUCCUCCUGCAUACUUGGCAAACACAACCAUGGAACUCUAUGAUGAAGUCAUGAAUGUGAACCUGAGGUCUGUGUUUUUGCUUCUGAAAGUCGCCAUGCCCCAUUUGGAAGCUACCAAGGGUAGUGUGGUGGUGGUCUCCAGUGAUUCAGGUCUUAGGCCAUUCCCAUCCAUGGUGGCCUAUUGUGUAAGCAAAGCAGGACUGGACCAUUUGGUGAGAUGCUGUGCUUUGGAUGUUGCCAGGAAAGGCAUUAGGGUCAAUGGUGUCAAUCCUGGGGCAAUUUGGACUGAUGCCUACAAAAAGUACAACAUAAUUGGUUCCAACCCCACACCUGAUGAUCUGGAGGAAGUGUCAAAGGUUUACCAUGCACUGGGAAGAAGUGGGACUGUGGAGGAAGUUGGCAAGCUGAUUUGCUUUUUGGCCAGCAGUGAUUCAUCCUUCAUCACUGGCCAGACCAUUGCAAUUGAAGGUGGAGCAGGUCUCAUGGGUCCUGUUGGAUGUUGGGAAUGACAUCAAUCUUUUUCGCAAAAGAAACUUUCAAGCUAGUAUCAAUUCAAUAAAUAUUCUUUUUUCUCUGAGCAGAGGGUGAACAAAUUUAAAGUUGCCCAAAGGGAUGGACAUUUUAGAGUGAUAUCAUGCAUAUGUAUUAUGACAAAGUGAAACUUUCCAAAAAUGUGCAGUUAAAAAUAUAUUUGUUUUGCUGCUAAGACCUGAGAAGAACAAUAAAGGCCAUGCUAAAAAGAACACAAAUACAAAUGAGUUUUAAUGUGUCACACAGUUUCAUGCAAUGCUUAAAACUUAUGGGGGGGGGGACUCAAUGAGUUUGGUGUAAACAGAGGAAUGUGUGUGCCAGG
This is a messenger RNA of Notodromas monacha, 1248 nucleotides long. The record is from the annotation of a GenBank genome assembly. NCBI's taxonomy places the organism in Eukaryota, Metazoa, Arthropoda, Ostracoda, Podocopida, Cyprididae.